Molecule: messenger RNA, 6495 nt
Organism: Cadophora gregata
Lineage: Eukaryota; Fungi; Ascomycota; Leotiomycetes; Helotiales; Ploettnerulaceae
Gene: ATG2
Product: autophagy- protein 2
Exons: 3
Coding region: 1-6495 (2164 amino acids)
Biological process (GO): reticulophagy; autophagy of mitochondrion; piecemeal microautophagy of the nucleus
Cellular component (GO): extrinsic component of membrane; phagophore assembly site
Molecular function (GO): phosphatidylinositol-3-phosphate binding
Source: RefSeq, a predicted model, not a curated record
AUGGCGUCCUAUUUUCAGUCGUAUUUUCAGACCUCCUCGAUGCCGAAGCGCCUGCUCCAAUAUGUGCUCACAAGGAUUGAGAUUCUUGAUACCGAUGCCUUGGACUUGCAGAAUCUUGAUAUAGCAUGGGGUAAGAACAGUACCUUCGAAUUUAGAGAUGUUGCUUUGCGAAUGAAGAAAUUAGAAGGUCUCUUGCACUUACCACCUUCGCUCGAACUUGUAAACGCUCAACUCCUCCUAUUACGCGUCACCAUACCUGUGGAUAUCUACAGCAGCCCCAUAAUCAUUGAAAUAGAUGGUAUCGAGAGUCUUCUACGUGUCAAGUCCAGGUCAGAAACGGGCACAGCACACCCAUCAUCUAGUACGAAUCACGAUCGUUCAAGAAAGCGACCGCCUACACCUAGCACACGACAGCCCCACAAGUUUCGAGGGACAUAUGAAGGUACAGCUCAUGAAGAUGAGGGACCUGUUGUACCAACAGCAGUCGACCUUGCCGCAUCGUUUUUGCAAACUGAACCGGAAGAAGAAAGGGCAGAGUUUGAAGCUGCAAUUUUAUCGGAAACACAAGAUUUCGGAGACUCGUCAGUGCUGAGUGACGAUGGAGAGAUUCCAGUAGGCACAGGUACUGCGCUCUCUCUGCCAAACUUUAUGGCCAGUUUCAUACAAGGCAUUGUGGAUCGUUUACAAGUCAGGAUUCGUGGGAUCACGGUCAAUCUGGAUAUUGAGAUCCCUCCAGAGCCAUCUAAACGGACGGCUGCCAACCAAGCAGAUACUGUCACUUUCCAACUAAAAGUAGAAGAUAUUGACAUUCAAGGCGUCACUCAUGGAUUGGAGAAGGUUGACGGCAAUGAACGACCUUCUCAGCCACCCUACAGGAAAGGGACACGACUUGUCUUUCUGUCCAAUAUCAGGGGAUUUCUAAUUUCAGAGGCAAAUCUGUUUUCGACUCUUGCCCGAUCAUCUGCCCUGUCUUCGCCGUCAGCAAGGCAUUCUGACAUGCUUGAUGAUGGUGGCAGUAAAGCAGGUUCCAAGACUAAGUCAGGUAUACAUGAGAGCACACAUCGGAUAUUUGAUUCGAGAUCUUCGGCUGCCCGAGGUUUCGCUGAUUCUGGCAGUGAUUCCAUGGCGUCGUUAACUGAAAAUGCGUCUAGCUUGCGAUCCAUCACUGGAUCCGUGGUUGCCAGCGAUAGCGGAAGAUUUGAGGACGCCCCUGAAGACGAUGAGACAUCAAAUACAUAUAAUAGACGUGGUGAUCUCAGUGAGGUUGGUGGUACCGAAAGCAGAGAAUCUGCAUUUCGGGAUCGGAUUGCAGAGAGCGAGUAUAUGGAUGAGGAACAGUCCAUGUCUCAACAAUAUUCGUCCAACGUUCGCGUCAUGUCCCAUUCAUCUACGCCACGGGCUUCGAUACACAUGCCGGUUCUCGGCCCUGGAGUUGUCGCUCCCGAUGUUUUCGAUUUCACCCUAAAAGACUCGCCUCACUUUAAGUUUCCCUCAACUAUAUUGCCUACAAGAUCUCACCCAAGGUUUUCACAUGACCGAAUCUCGCACUCUCAACCAUCUCUCCAUACAGACCUGCCACCAACUCACAGAGGUGACAUUCCAAGCAGCCAGCCUUUGAACGCCGGGGACGUUGGGGUUGAUGACAGUGAUGGAGAAGACGAGUAUGACAACGGCACACCUCCAGCGGGGGAGGAUCUUGCGCAGUCUCAACUAUUUAGUCAUGAGGAUGCUGAAAGCAUGUAUAUGAGCGCUGUGUCUCACAGCUCCUCGACAGACAAAGUCCCCGGUGGAUGGGCACGUUCCAGCGGCAGCGAGGAGCGACCUCCCAGGCCUCACAGCCCAGUUUCCAUAGGUGGGGAGGAAGGAAGCGCAUGUGACAACCUCGAACAUGCUCGCCAUGCUGGCCCCUCGGAGCUGCAGCCAGAUUCUUUGGAGACUGAAGACUUGGGACCACCGAAGCUCGGGAGACUGCCCUUUACUGCUCAGAAAGGGUCCCCAGAUAUAUGCCGGGGCUCAAGCGAUGCGUCAGAGGGGUCCGCAGCGUCUCCCGACGAAUAUAAACGUUUGACAAAGUCGAUCUUUAGCCUCGAUCACAUAAAUGUCUACUUUCCAGCUAUCAGCCACGAAAGUGGUGCAGCUUCAUCAGAAGCCAGCUCAGAGCUACCCACCAGUAGUGUCUCCGAGAACCAGAAUUUCGCAUCGCAAUAUACGUCAAUAAAUGUACCAGGGGCAUUUUCUACGCACUUGCCCAGCUCCUGGACACCCCAACCCCAGGCAGUUGAGACGGGGGACAUGCAGACUACACAGAGUGCCGAAGAUAAUGAUGCUAUUGAGGUAGCUUUUGGAAAAUUGCUCGUUCAAUUCGACAUUGCAAUCGGAAAGCUUGUCUGCCGACUGGUUGCUCAGCUCAAAGAUAUUUUCAAAACAGAGGCGCAACCCAUGGGUCCUGGUCCACAACUGGGUUCCCAUGAUCGGAGGCUCACCAUUGGUUUCGAGGAUAUCUCAGUCAAGUUCUUAGAACGUCUCGACGGCGUUUUGGGGUCUUCACGUUCACCACCCACUGUAGAACAGUUCUCGGAAACGCCAUCGCCGGAUGUUCUCUUGCGAAUGAGUCUCACCGGACUUGAUGUCCAAGCACAAACGUCGAGGGAGGUCACGAAAACCGCAAUCACUCUGAAAAAGUUCAUCUUUGGUUAUGCGCAGGAGAACAUUGUAUCGUUUGAUGCCACCCUCCAGAUGAGAGCUUCUGUCAAAGACCUCAAAGCUUCUGAUGGAAUCGAUGUGUCUCUGAACAUCACCCAGACUGCCCAUACUACCAGGUUUGAGAUUUUUACUCUCCCUUUGCAUGUUUCAAUUGAUCUCCGGAGACUAGACGAGACGUUCAAUUGGUUUGGGGGCCUGAGCGGUGUCUUGAACCUGGGCAGCUCCAUUGCAUCAAAUGCUACUGUUACCGCUACUAGUCCUAGUAAGCCAAUACCACGCGGCGUACGUUUUGAGACACCUAUUCGACCUGACGAUAUAUCCCUGAACGCACAGAAUAAAGCAGAUGUAAGGUUUGGUGGCUUUAUUCUUGACUUGGUCGGCACAGAGUGUAGUAUUGGUGUCGAGACUUCUGCCGUCAAAGUGGUAAGCCGCGACGAGGGCAUUGGAGUUUUCAUCCAACGUAUUAGACUAUCCGGUCCACAUCUCAAACGGUCUCACGAGGAGCCUGCAAUUAAUAUGGACAUCGCCGCCACUCGCAUUGAGUACCUCGCAACCCCAAAAGAUGCCGAUUUAGACCGCCUCCUGUCUCUUAUUACCCCUUCAAAGGCCAAAUAUGACCAAGAUGACGAUAUCUUACUCGAUACGCUUCUUCGUCAGCGUAACCAGGGCGCUGUGGUGCGUCUGACCGUCGAGAAUAUCCAGACCCAGAUCAGCAAGUUAAAUGAGCUUGGCUAUCUCCCCGAACUAGGCGAAGAGGUCUCUAGGCUCGCUACUGUUGCAAAGUAUCUUCCCGAUGAUGACCGGCCAGGUCUACUCUCUUUGAUCAUGGUUCGGAACGUUGAUGUCAGUGCCGAUGUGGGGGGUCUUGUGGGUACUGUCCAGCUCUCGUGCACCGACGUCGAAAUAGCCCAGAUCACUCUCCCGUCCCUCAUUGCUCUCAGUAUAGGUGGCAUAUCGGCUCGGCGAAACACAAUAGAGGAUCUGAUUGGGAUUGCCACAGACCCAGGAUUACGAGAGCCUAGAGAUAGGAGCCCUGCUCUCAUGGCAAGACUGAUUGGCGAUGAGAUGGAACCUGUGGUCAAGAUCAAGCUUUGGAACCUGAGACUUGAAUAUCGUGUGCCCACGCUAAUGACGCUGCUUGGCCUUGCAGAGAAUGCAACGACCCAAGACAUCUCUGCCAGCUUGACAGCAUCUGUGGCGACACUCACUGACUUCACUCAACCAAACCAGACUCGUAGCACCAUCCCACGAGGAGCUACUGUGGCAAAAUCCGGUGCAUCCAAGCCACUGGCAAUUGAUAUUGUACUGCGGGACUGCAUUUUGGGGAUGAAUCCGUUAAGUUUACCAUCCAAAGUCUUGGUCGUCUUGACGGAGGCUCAUGUUGAGGCGAUCCUACCGAAAGAUCAAAACGCGAGCGUUUCGAUGGAGAUGAAUAAAGCUUCCAUUCUGGUAGUCGACAACGCCGCUCAUCUCACAUCAGCACAAGCAGGUGCAAAUGCACCCAGGUAUUCGUUCGAUGGUGGAAGCACACAGGUUGCAGAUCUGUGUGCCACAGGAUACGUCUCCGUUAGUUACAUAUCAUCUGCAAAAGCUUUCAUAAAAAUGUCCACAAGCGGAGACGGCGAACGGGCACUUGAUGUAGAGCUUCGGGACGAUCUUUUCGUGCUCGAGUCCUGCGCCGAUUCUACACAGACCCUUAUUGCUGUACUCAGCAAUCUAUCACCUCCGACACUUCCAAACAAGGAGACGAAGUACCGCACAAAGGUAAUCCCUGUGCAUGACUUGCUUGCAUCUUUGUCUGGGGAUGCUUUCGGCACUGCAGAGGGAGAUUACGAUUUUGAUGAUGACUUUGGGCUUGGUGAAGGUGUAGAAGAAGACUUUCCUGGUGAGGACGUAGACUUUGACUUUGAUUCUCAUUACUACCGGAAGGUAUCGGAAGCCUACGACCCAGAAAUUCUGGGUGAAGAAGGGAUCUCUGUCGCUUCCACGCAUGUUACCAGUCGCGAUACUCAUGAUGGCGUAUUGUUGGAGAGUAUCGCUGAAUCUCUGGAAGUUCAGGAGAACCAAGAACUCGAGUUUCAAGAGGAUCAUUUUGGAACUGGCUCAGUCUUGGAAGGCACAGCACAUCGAUGGAACUCUGCGAAAAACACUUACGAUCGAUCAAACGCUUUCAAGGUCCGGAAAAGCCCGCUCAAAGUUUGCAUCCGCGACGUCCAUUUUAUUUGGAACCUAUUCGAUGGCUAUGAUUGGCAGCAUACUCGCGAUGCGAUCUCAAUGGCCGUCCAAGACGUAGAGUCCAAGGCAAUCGAGAAGAGGUCGCGAAAUGAGCGACGGCCAACGUUUGACCAAGAUAUUGACGAUGAAGAAACUGUCAUUGGCGACUUUCUAUUCAAUUCAAUAUAUAUUGGUAUACCAGCGAAUCGUGAUCCCCGCGAUUUGGCAGCCGCAAUCAACCAGGAGUUAAAUGACAAUAUAACGGACACCGAGUCUAUUGCCACAACUUCGCUAUCUUCUUCUCCGAGUAGCAAAGGGGGGCCACGCAACACGAAGACCAAAAAGUUGCAUCUGCAGAGAAGCAAGCAUCACAAAAUCACCUUUGAGCUCCGAGGAGUUAGUGUCGACCUUGUCUCAUUCCCUCCUGGAAGUGGGGAGACCCAAAGCUCAGUUGACAUUCGCGUACACGACUUCGAGAUUUUUGACCAUGUUCCGACUUCGACCUGGAGAAAAUUUGCUACUUACAUGCAAGAUGCUGGCGAAAGAGAAACCGGUACGAACAUGAUACACAUUGAGAUUCUCAAUGUGAAGCCGAUCCCUGAACUAGCUGCCGCGGAGAUUGUUCUGAAGGCAACAGUCCUCCCACUUCGACUCCACGUGGAUCAGGAUGCGCUAGACUUCAUCACAAGGUUUUUCGAAUUCAAGGACGAUUCUGCUCCCACUCAUACAUCUCCAAGCGAUCUGCCUUUCCUCCAGAGAGUGGAAGUCAACUCCAUCAAAGUGAAACUCGACUUCAAACCCAAGAGGGUUGAUUAUGCCGGUCUUCGCUCCGGACACACAACAGAAUUCAUGAACUUUUUAAUAUUAGACGAAGCAGAUAUGGUACUCCGCCAUACUAUCAUCUAUGGCAUCUCGGGCUUUGACAAGCUGGGGAAAUGCUUGAACGACAUUUGGAUGCCAGAUAUCAAAAGAAACCAACUUCCUGGAAUUUUAGCUGGGCUUGCACCUGUUAGGUCACUUGUUAAUGUUGGUGGCGGUUUCCGGCAUCUAGUUGUAGUACCCAUGCGCGAGUACAGGAAAGAUGGACGGAUCGUCAGAGGAAUUUCCAAAGGAGCUGCUGCAUUCGUCAAGUCUACUGGCACCGAGCUGGUCAAGCUAGGGGCAAAGGUUGCUGUUGGUGUGCAAACAGUCCUCCAGGGCGCGGAAGACUUUCUUGGUCCUGUGACAGAAUCUUCAGCACUCAGCGCCGAGAGAGAUGAUUCUGACGGUGAAAACAAGCAGAUUAGUCUUUACGCCAAUCAACCAGUUGGCGUGUUCCAAGGCCUUCGUGGCGGGUAUGCAGGCUUACAGCGUGACUUGAUAGUAGCAAGGGAUGCUAUCAUAGCCGUACCAGGUGAGGUGAUGGAAGGGGGGAAUGCAGCGGGAGCGUUGCGAGCGGUCAGAAAGCAUGCCCCAACAGUGAUACUUCGACCUGCCAUUGGUUUUGCCAGGGCUGGAGGUCAGAUUCUAAUGGGUGCCACAAAUUCGCUGGACCCGGUUCAUCUCCAGAGAGCUGAGGCGAAAUACAAGAAACAUUAA